Messenger RNA from Xenopus laevis (African clawed frog), 1715 nucleotides. RefSeq lists its product as uncharacterized. The coding region runs from base 124 to 1065 and encodes 313 amino acids. The transcript is spliced from 3 exons. Lineage: Eukaryota; Metazoa; Chordata; Amphibia; Anura; Pipidae. The record is from RefSeq and is a predicted model, not a curated record.
GACUAAAAGCUGUGCCCUGUGCCUUGUCGUUACGUCUAACAAGGUGAGCAUUCAGCAAGAACACGGAUUUCCAGCUUCUCCCAGAGGUAAUUCAUUUCACCGAGUGUCUAUUUACAAGCAGACAUGGCACUGCAGAACAAAACAGGGCUAUAUUACCCAAGCCAAACCCUGGACCCUGAAAUAGACAUAGAAGAAGUGAUUUUUUCCCAGAACAUAAUUUCACGGGUAUUACAUGGAUACAUAGGGAUCAUGGUCCCACUCGGGAUAUUGAUUGGUAUCACUAUUCUUGCAAUCAUCAUCAGGAAAAGAAUUUGCCAUCAGAAUAUGGAGAACAUGGACUUUUAUCUUUUGAGCAUGGCCGUCACAGACCUUACAAUAAUUCUUUAUUCUCUCACUGCUAUAACAAGGCCGAGUUAUAUGGAGAUAACAAACCUGGCCUGCGGGGCGAUCUCAUCUCUCUUCAAUGUGAGCUACUUCACCUCUCAGAAUCUCCUGCUUCUAAUGUUCCUCACAAUGAUUGCUCCAAACAGUUCAACUUUGAGGUCACUAACGGCCAUGGUAAACCAUAAUCGUCUAGCAACUCUGUCUGUCACGGUACUUUUCUCGGUUCUAUUGUCCCUCCUGGCAACAUCAUUACUGGGCACACACAAGGACCUUCACACCACAACAUUCUGCCAGCUGGACCCACUCAAUGCCAAACCAGAGUAUGACCUUGUAAAGUUCACGGCUGGAUUCUGCUUCCCAACUCUUCUUACGCUUCUAUUUUUUCUGUUACUGGUUUAUCAGUUAAGACAAGCAGAAGAUUCCACAGUAAAGGAAAAUGUGCAGGCCCAAAAAGUGACCCUUCUUCAUGUUGUCGUUAUGUUUGCGAGCCGCUUAUUCUACAAUGUCAUGCUGAUUAGACGGACAAGUCUAAAGUUGUGUGUUCUCAGUAUGUCUCCCAUAGAGGAGCUGCUAUUUAAUACUGCGGAACUGGUGCUAUUCAGUGGAAGUUCCCUAAAUCUACUCUUCACCCUCACUUUACAUGGUCCAUGCAGAUUAGGAGCAAGAAUUCAAUACAUUUAAAAUAUAUAAAGGGGCAUUUUUGGAUAAGAAUGGACUACUCUAAUGGAAAUUUUAAGGGACAUUCGUCAGGGGAACAGAUUGUGCUUUCAAAAUGCAAUGUGCUCAAGAAGAAUCUCAUGCUGAAAUCUGAUUUUCAUCUAAAGAGGAAAAAGACGAAUUUAUAUUCAAAUGAGAACGAAGACAUUAGGUAAGCCGUUCCCUUUGCUUUCUCUGCUUCCAAACAACUUCCUGAACUCUGCAUGAGAUUAUAAAUAAUCAGCAGGGCCCUCUUUCUCUCUCUUGUAUCUGUAUCUGAUCUGUAUAUUUCAUGUAUACAUCCUUCUAUUGUACAGAGCGGCAGAAUAUGUUUGCACUUUAUAGAAAUAAUCAUACCAGCAAUAAUUGAUAAGCUACAGCCUUCCAUUACAGCUGCCCAGCAACACUACAAAACCACACAGGCAGCUUAAUUGCUUCCUGACGGAAUUGCCCAUAGUGUGUGUGUGUGUGAAUGCAAUAGGGACAUUAGAGUGUAAGCUCCACAGAAGCAGGUUCUAAUGUUAACUAUGUGAAGUCUCUGCAAAGUGCUAUGGAAUGUGUCAGUGCUAUUAAAGAAUAAUAAUAAUUAAGGAGGAGUGCCAUCCAAUCCCAUCCUCCUUCAGUCACUGAUUUAA